AGAUUUCUAAUCAGCUCUGAUACCGCAGAGCCACUGACCGGCCCUUAGAGAUAAGGCUUUCUUCUGCAGGGAGAAAAGGAUUUGAAAAACUACCCGCCGCAAUGGGGGACAGAAGCCCCUUCGAAACGGACAUGCUCACCCUGACCCGUUACGUUAUGGAAAAGGGGCGUCAGGCCAAAGGCACCGGGGAGCUCACACAGCUGCUGAACUCCAUGCUGACGGCCAUCAAAGCCAUCUCCUCGGCCGUGCGCAAGGCUGGCCUGGCCCACCUGUACGGAAUCGCGGGAAGCGUGAACGUGACAGGGGAUGAGGUGAAGAAACUGGACGUGUUAUCCAAUUCCCUGGUGAUCAACAUGCUCCAGUCCUCCUACAGCACCUGCGUCCUGGUCUCGGAAGAGAAUAAAGACGCACUUAUCACCGCCCAGGAGAAGAGGGGGAAAUACGUGGUCUGCUUUGACCCACUGGACGGAUCUUCGAACAUCGACUGCCUGGCCUCCAUUGGAACCAUAUUUGCCAUCUACAGAAAGACCUCAGAGGAUGAGCCUUCUGAAAAGGAUGCCCUGCAGCCUGGCCGCAACAUUGUAGCCGCGGGCUAUGCACUCUAUGGAAGUGCAACACUGGUGGCUCUUUCCACUGGGCAAGGAGUGGACCUCUUCAUGCUUGACCCAGCUCUUGGUGAAUUUGUCCUGGUGGAAAAAGACGUCAAGAUUAAAAACAAAGGAAAGAUUUACAGCCUCAAUGAGGGCUAUGCCAAGUAUUUUGACGCCGCCACUACAGAAUAUGUGCAGAAAAAGAAAUUUCCCGAGGAUGGCAGUGCUCCCUAUGGGGCCAGGUAUGUGGGCUCCAUGGUGGCUGACGUGCACCGCACCCUGGUCUAUGGAGGGAUCUUCCUGUACCCAGCGAACCAGAAAAAUCCGAAGGGCAAGCUCCGGCUCUUGUAUGAAUGCAAUCCUGUGGCCUACAUCAUCGAGCAGGCAGGAGGCAUGGCGACCACAGGCACCCAGCCUGUGCUGGACGUGAAGCCUGAGGCCAUUCACCAACGAGUCCCCCUCAUUCUAGGGUCCCCGGAUGAUGUGCAGGAAUAUCUCACCUGUGUACAGAAAAACCAGGCAGGCAGGUAGUGAGCCUGACCCCUCAAGCCCUCUUCUCCUUGUGUUGUACCUUGUUAAGGACCCUAGAUGAAUGAUAGGUGAGUGAAUGCUGGUGAGGAGAAACAAAAGGCAAAUCCACCAAAUCACAUCCAGAGGAGCAGAAGCCAAGGGCUCACGAUAAGUCUAGAAGCCAGAGGCGAGUCUGUGGUCAGUGUCAAGGGCUAAAAAUAAAACCCACGUGUGAAAAGAACAA
This is a messenger RNA of Lagenorhynchus albirostris (white-beaked dolphin), 1344 nucleotides long. RefSeq names its product fructose-bisphosphatase 2 (gene FBP2). Lineage: Eukaryota; Metazoa; Chordata; Mammalia; Artiodactyla; Delphinidae. The transcript is spliced from 7 exons. Gene Ontology annotation, cellular component: cytosol; cytoplasm. Bases 102 to 1121 code for a protein of 339 amino acids. Gene Ontology annotation, biological process: gluconeogenesis; fructose metabolic process; sucrose biosynthetic process. Gene Ontology annotation, molecular function: fructose 1,6-bisphosphate 1-phosphatase activity. The record is from RefSeq and is a predicted model, not a curated record.